This is a messenger RNA of Xenopus laevis (African clawed frog), 1649 nucleotides long. It is a transcript of the gene srsf2.L, whose product is annotated as serine/arginine-rich splicing factor 2 L homeolog. NCBI's taxonomy places the organism in Eukaryota, Metazoa, Chordata, Amphibia, Anura, Pipidae. The record is from RefSeq and is marked provisional. Gene Ontology annotation, molecular function: RNA binding; nucleic acid binding.
UGGGCUGAGCUCCCGGCAGCGCUGGAUGUUUUCUCUAUCUGUCGUGCGUGGCUCCAGCUUUCGAUUUGUGUCGGUGCUUAUUACCCCACUUUACUGAAGAUUCCAUGAGCUACGGUCGGCCUCCGCCUGACGUGGAGGGAAUGACCUCUCUCAAAGUUGAUAACUUAACCUACCGAACCUCCCCGGAGACACUGCGCCGGGUGUUCGAGAAAUACGGCAGGGUCGGCGAUGUCUACAUCCCAAGGGACCGCUACACUAAAGAGAGCCGGGGCUUCGCCUUCGUUCGCUUUCACGACAAGCGCGAUGCCGAGGACGCGAUGGACGCUAUGGACGGGGCCGUGUUAGACGGGCGGGAGCUGAGGGUGCAGAUGGCCCGCUACGGACGGCCGCCCGAUUCCCAUCACGGAAGGAGAGGACCUGCUCCUCGCAGAUACGGCGACUACGGCCGGCGGAGUAGAAGUCCUAGGAGGCGUCGUCGCAGCCGUUCCAGGAGCAAGAGUAGGUCAAGGUCCCGUAGCAGGUCUCGCCACAGCCGCUCAAAGUCUCACUCUCGUACAAGGUCUCGUACUCGGUCCAGAUCAAAGUCUCGCUCCGCAAGAAGAUCUAAGUCAAAGUCAUCGUCUGUGUCAAGGUCUCGCUCCAGAUCUAGAUCCAGAACAAGGAACUCGCCUCCUCCGCAGAACUCCAAAUCAAGAUCCCGCUCUAAGAGCCCUCCAAAAUCCCCAGAGGAAGAGGGAGCAGUGUCUUCAUGAAGAGUCAACACCUGGAAUUCUACGAGAUGGGACAUCAUAUUUUGGGUGAUAUCAUUCAUAUGCCGUUCAACCCACUGAGAAAUAGAGCAAAGCAACAGCCUGCCGAAAAGGUGGUUAUUUGUAUGAUUUCUUAAACUUUUUACCUGUUUCAGUUGCGCUUCUUGCCGCAAGACUUUACAUUUUCUGUGCAAUUUUGUUCCUGUUCCAAUUUCUUGUAAUUUAGUGAAAUGACCGACUACAGAUUUCAAUAUUGGCUUGGAUAUUUGAGGUAAUUUGCUUUUGUUAAAAGUAUCAUUGGAAAUCAAGGUCUCACAGCUGUUAUGCUCCACAUCUGUGUAUAGCGCAUGAACACUGGGCCUCAUCUGACCGGCCAGGGUUCCUCCAAGUGAAAUGUUCUUGUAAUGCGUGGAACUUUAAAUGAAAUGUACAUGUAACAAUAUUGCAAGGGAGUGUUUUUGUUUGAUUACAACUCUAAUUUCUUCUCUUGUGUAUUUUUGUGCACUAGGCGCAGUUGUGUAGCAGUUGUAUUGCUGGUUAGCUGUAUAAGGUGGCGUGUUGCAGUGCAGAGUGCUUGGCUGUUUCCUGUAUCUCCUCAUUGCUCCUGUGUAACGCUGCCUUGUCGUGCAGAAAACACAUGGCUGUCCAGUUUAUUAGGAUGCCUGACGACAACUGCAAAAUCCAGUCGCCCGGGCCUUGCAUAAAAUAACGGAGCAUACAGUGAGCACAUCUAGCUGAUGAGAAACACCUUAUGUUUUAAACCUGGUAAAUCCUGAGCAUCGUUUUGUAAUAUCACGCUGGUGUCAUUCCUUUGUAUGUAAUGAACUGCAUAUAUCUCUGGCUCUCACAUUCUGUACUAUAACCACUGUUUCUGUAGUUAAUAAACUUUUUUUUUCUUUA